This is a messenger RNA of Hyla sarda, 6451 nucleotides long. RefSeq names its product cyclin dependent kinase 2 associated protein 1 (gene CDK2AP1). Lineage: Eukaryota; Metazoa; Chordata; Amphibia; Anura; Hylidae. The record is from RefSeq and is a predicted model, not a curated record. Gene Ontology annotation, cellular component: nucleus; cytoplasm. Bases 743 to 1105 code for a protein of 120 amino acids. The transcript is spliced from 4 exons.
AAAAGACAAAAUAAAAGGAACAUUAGUAAAUCAGCACAGAAAAUUAAACAUCGACACUAUAUACUUCAACAUUCCAAAAUAUGUACAAUCAACUCGGAAAUAUUUAUCAUCGUCAAAUAUUUUCAGAAAGCACUUGGGUCGCACAAAAAUAAAAGCUUCAGAAAUAUAUGAACGUAAAUAAAAACAACAAUUUUGAGAUUUGAAAUUAAGAAACAAAAAGAAAACUAAAAAUUCUUUUAAGUUUGCCAAGUUUUUUUUAUUUUUUUUUAUUCUCAACUUUUGUAAAUAUUUUGAAGAAAAAAAAUAUUAAAAUUUCUGCCUAUAAAAAAAAGUUGUAAAAAGUUGGACAGAAAAAAAAGAAAGAAAAUGCACUCCCAGAGCCCUGACAAAAUGUCUAAGUUUUAGUGACAAAAGCAGAAAUGACACAGUUAAUAAUGUGACAGCUUCUGCCACGCACGGACAAAAUGUCUGUAUUUUUGUGAGAAAGGAUGAAAAAAGCCACAUCUCUGUAUUGCAUUUCAGGCUGGAGCCCCCCAGGGUGAGGUGACUGGGGGUCUGUGGAGGGACAUGGUGUCUGAAGUCUUCAUUGCAUUGUGGGUGUCAGUAGAAGUGACGCCAUAUUUGCCGGUGCCGCCGCUGUAAACAACAAAAAGUGUCUGAGGGAGACAGACAAGAGACGCUUCAGUGGAUUUCAGGACAUUUUAUUUGUUGUUGUGGGUGAUCCGCUCUCCUCUCGCCAGUCAUGUCUCUGGGAAUGUCUUAUAAACCCAACCUGAACGCACAGCUGCACGGCAACCAUGGGGCUCCGGCACCUGUCAGUGCACAUUCUCCAUCUACUAGCAUGGCAUCCUCUGCACAAUACAGACAGCUGGUGAAUGAUUAUGGACCUCCAUCUCUGGGAUAUACACAGGGCACCUCUAGCAAUCAGGUACCCCAAAGCAAGUAUGCAGAACUCCUGGUCAUCAUAGAGGAGCUAGGUAAAGAAAUUAGACCAACCUAUGCCGGCAGUAAGAGUGCAAUGGAGAGACUAAAACGAGGAAUCAUUCAUGCAAGGGGUUUGGUACGAGAAUGUUUGGCUGAGACAGAGCGAAACGCUAGAUCCUAGCUAUGCCAAAUGAAACUUUCUGAUGCAUACAAAGCUAAUCCGGAUUUUUUUUUUUUUAAACUUCAGGGCAGUCUUUCUGAAUAUUUAGCCAGUGGGAUUCACUUACUCUCGGGGAUCCCUCUAAUGUACUGUAAAGCUGCUAAACACAAGAUGCAAUUUUUACUAGCAAACAGAAUUUCCACGUAUAGUAAAGUAUUAAAGGCUCUCUGAUUCUUUUUCUAAGAGUCCAAGGAAAUUCAUGAGUUCUUGCAUCGUUAGCUACAAUAUAUUUUGUUUAUCUUUCUUGUACAUUAAUAUUCAGGUUCUACCAACUUUUAUGCAUUCUAAUUAGAUGCUUAUUACCUUGUGCUGGUCUUAAAAGAACAACGCAUGUUUUUUUUUUUUGUCAGGAAGUUUUGGUUUAUGUUUGAAAUUAUUGACCACCUUUGUUUGAACUGUAUUAAGAUGGACUUCUUUGUUUUUAUUUCAAAUUCAGUAAAGAAACCAGUUUGGGUCCUAAUGUGAUAAAAUAGGGCAUAAAACAAAUUUCUAUGGUUACCAUUUUUUCUGUAUCUUUGGCCAUUACAGUCUAUGAGGACAUCAGGUCCAACCACAAUACAAACAGAGCCAAAGUGUAAGACAUACAGUUGUACGCAAUAUUUUGUCAAACUAGUCAAAUUACAAGUUUAUUUUAUUUUCGGAGUUAAAAGAAGUCAAUGCAGCCUUUGCGGGAAAUAAACUUAAAGGAAACUUGGCAGCUCUAUUUGCUGCUAAGAGCUGCAGACAUUAGUUGAUAGCAGCAGUAAUAUUUUGUAUAAAAGCAAAUUGUACUUUUCCUAAUGGUGGUUGCCAGACUUAUGAAACCUAUUUUUAUUUGUCAGACAAGCGUCAAGGAGGUUGUGCCUAGCUGCUUAUGUGCCACAGUCUACACACCUUCUUGCUCACCCUAACUUCCCAGCCCCUCCUUGAAUGAAGUACAAGGUUAGCAGUUACGUGCCUGGGCCCCGCUUGGCUGAGAAAUAAAAUGGUGAUAAGUCUGGCAACCACCAUCUGCUCCAGGAAAGGUAAAGUUUUUUUUUUUUUCCCUUUAUACCCUAACAGCUAUUCAACAGCUGUCUGCAGCUUUACGCAGCAAGUUGAGCUUACAGAUUUCCUCUAACCGUAUUCAUAAUAGUCUAUUUGCUAAAUUGACCAUAAUGGAAACAAUCAAAAAAUCUGUCAUGUGUAAAUUUUACGUAUCUGACCAAAUUCUUCUUCCUAAGGCUAAGUUUCCACUUGGCUUUUUUUUUCUGGCAGUUUUUGGAAUACUGCCACUGCAGUUUUUGAGCCAAAGCCAAAAGUGUAUUCAAAAGGAAUAGGACAUAUAUAGGAAGGACUUACACUUCUCCUCCCUUAUGGAUCCAUUUCUGACUUAGGCUCAAAAACUGCAGUGGCCGAUAUUAAAAAAAACUGCCAGAAAAAAAAACAAGUGGAAACUUAGCCUUAUACUCUUUGUGGCAUUUUUGAUGCAAAUUUUCCACAUAACAUUUUCAGAAAUGCUACAAUUUCCUCCAUGGAUUUUUUUUUCCAUUGAUAUAGGAAAGUCAAAAUCUCAAAAAAUUCACAAAGCUGCUAAUUUCAUUGCUAAAAUGCUGCACUAAUUGGUGCAGAUUUCAGUACAAAAAUCCAUGUUAACAUGAAUGAGCUGUGUGCACUUUACCAAAUUUUUCUCUGCUAAUAGGUUUUUCAUCUCCAGUCAUGCUUGCUGCUCCCUCUUCCUGCCAGGCAGGCUUGAUUAACAGUGCUUCUUCCUGUACUCAAGCUCAAGCUGUCAAUCAAAGCUGUCUGGUUGGAAGAUGGGCAUGGCGCCAACUCCCUUUUGACUGGAUACUAGCCAUGGCGAACGCAGUUUAAAGCUCUUUCAGCUCUAUGUGGCGUUGCAUUGAGGUAAGAACAGUGUUGAAAUGCUGUUCUUCUCACCUGUCAGGUCCUGGGGCCGGUGUGUGCAGCACCAGGGACCAGACAGGUUUGCUAUUAAUUUUAGCAAAAGUGUUUAGUCUUUAAAGGGGUAUUCUGGCUUUAUACAUCUUAUCCCCUAUCCAAAGGACCCCUGCAAUCUCGUUACAGCCCCCGGCAUCCUGUGCGGGUGCUCCCUCCGAGACGAGGAUGUGACAUCACGGCCACCCCACCCCCCCACCCACCCAUUCAUGUCGAUGGGAGGGGACGUGACUGCAAUCCAGCCCCCUCCCAUAGACAUGAAUGGAGGGGGCGUGGUUGUGAGGUCACAUUCCCAUCUCUGAGGCAGCGCCUGGCACAGAAUACCGGGGGCUGCACCGAGAUUACGGGGGUCCUCAGCGGCGGGACCCCUGCGAUCAUACAUCUUAUCCCCUAUCCUUUGCAUAGGGGAUAAAAUGUAUAAUGCCGGAAUACCCCUUUAAUUUAUCUGACCAGAGCACUUGAUGUGUUACAUGUGGCAUACUUCAAAUGGAACCUGUCACAUUAAAAAUUAAAUCUGAUUUAUAGAGCAGGAGGACCUGAGCAGAUCAGUAUAUAGUUUAAUGUGGAAACGUGAAUUUUUGUUCAUUCUAGGCUAAAGUAAUCAAGUGGACAGUCCUACUCAGUGACUGACAUCUCUUCAUAUGCACGAAUAGCUGUCAAUCACUAAGGAAGGACCUCCCACUUUACUACAGAGGUUUACUUGAAUAAAUGACAGGUUAUCCUGUUACUUUUCUCACAAAACUAUAUAUCAGUCUGGUCAGCUCUUCCUGCUGUAUAACAUGCUGCCUGCAGAUUGGACUGUGACAGGUUCUCUUUAAGAUGUUGAUUGCUGUCUUAAUGUUCACUUUGUAAACAAAAGGAUUUUUUCUAAUGACUUCUGCAUGCAGGUCAUCUUUGUGCCAGCAAUGUAGCAGAGUUGACUAGUGCAUAAUCCUUGUCAUGGUGGCAGUCAGAUGCUCUUUCUAGUCCAUAGCCAUGAUGUAAGUUAAUUAAAGGGGGUUUCUAGGACUAUAUGAUUGAUGUCCUAUCAACAGGCUAGGCCAUCAAUCGCUGAUCAGUGGAAUGCCAACACCCAUGAAGUGAAUGGGAGCAGAGCUGCAGUUACCCAACGCCACCACUAUGCAAUGAAAGGCGCAGGGCUUUUGGCCUCAUUUACUAUGUAGUGCAGGGUGUCAAACAGCUGGUUGGUGGGGGUGCUGGGUGUCCUGUGGAUAGGUCAAUAAUAUAGUACCAGAGAAACCCUUCAGGUUAACACCCUCCAAAAAAACAACAUUAUUACAUAUCAAUCAUUUGACUAUGAUAAUUCAGCAAAUAAACUGUAAUGAUAAUGUGUGUGUAAUUUGUUUUUAUUUAUGAAAAAAAUUAACAGAACAAGUAAUUUCUCACUUGUUUGUAUACAAUUGUAUCAGUGUCUAAAUGUUAUUAAAUUGGUUUGUACAUGACAUAAAUACAAGUCAAAUAUACUGGAAAUGUAAAGUGACUUGUACAGGAUCAUGCCAUGUGCGACCAUAGAGACAUGGUUGAAUUAUGGUAUCCCAGGGCAACCAAACAGCAAAGUGGGACUUGUGACAUGGGUAUGACACUGACACUGCAUAUUUUAAAAAUUACUUCCAAUUGUGAAUACAAGUCACUUUACAUUUCCUGUAAAUGCGAUUUCUAUUUUUACUUUGUAGGCAAACCCCUUUAACACAUGAUCCCUUAUGUUUUGGCUAUAAAAAUAAACUUGUUUAAACUAUAGCAAGAAGAUUAUUCUGAGGCUAAGGAUGUUGCAUUUAGUUUUCAUGCAAUGUAAUUUUCUCUUUAUCACUUUAGGGUUUGUUUUUUAUGGGUUUGUAUAAUUAACCUAUGCAUCUGCAUGUAAUCGUUUUCAACAUUCAACAUGCAUGUGUUCCUUAACUAGAGAUGAGUGAAUCCAAUCGGACAAAGUCGAAUUCAUUCCGAAUUUCAUGAAAAAUUUGAUUCGGACCGAAUCUGAACUUCGACUCGGUUCGAAAUAACAAAUUUCUUCAUUAGCAACACCCCUGCGAUCGUUCUGUAUAAUGUAUAGAUGCGAGCGGCUUUCUCCUGCGCUCGCAUCUCUGCAAUAGAUAGGACAAUCGCAGCGGGUGUCAGGAGUGUGAUCUGUCCUUAACUGCAGGUACUACUACUCCCAACAUGGAGCACACUCGCCUUCAUGCUGGGACCUGUAGUACCUGCAUUAAUAGACAGAUCGCAGCAGGUGUCACUUCUGACACGCGAUGCGAUCGUCCUGUAUAAUGUAUAGAUGCGGGCGGCCGGCUGCUCUUCUCUGGUUCCACUGUAGUAUGAGUAUAUGCCGUAUAUACACCUAUUAUUCAUAUUUCCCGCAGAGAGCUGUGAUUAGUUCGAGUCAUCUGGCCAAUCACAGCUCUCAACGAGAAAUAUGAAUAAGUGAUGUGAAUUCUAUUCACCUCACUUGCCGGCCAGAGUAUAGUGCAGAGAUGCGAGCGCAGGAGAAAGCCGCUCAAUCUCUGCAAUAGAAAGGGCAAUAGCAUUGGGUGUCAGGAGUGACACCCGGGGCCAUCUGUCUAUUAGUACAAGUACUACAGCUCCCAUCAUGGAACAGUCUGUUCCAUGCUGGGAGUAGUAGUACUACCUAAAAAAUUUUACAAAGAGAAAAAAAAGUGAAACACACACACACACACACUUUUAAACACAAUAUUAAAAUACAUUACUAAUAAAAAAAAAAAUUACAUUUAAAUGGCCCCUUUCUAAAUUUUUAUUAUUAUUUUUUUGGCUGUCAAAUUUCGGGAGCAGGCAGGGACCAGAAAAUUCAGCGCUCAAUAUUAAAAAUGAAUAUGAGUGAGUUGUCAUAUUUUUUUUUUCAAGUUUUGCUUCUAAGUCAUAAUUUUUUUAUUUUCAUUUUACUUUUUUAGCCCCAUUAUGUCCCUGCCCGCUCCCAAAAAUUGAAGGACAAAAAAAAUAUUUUUAAACAGGGAUCAAUUUAUGCGGGCGGGCGGGCAGGGACCUAAAAAUGUAGACAAUAAUAAAAAUGUAGAAAGGGGCCAUUUAAAUGUAAAAAUAAUAUAUUUUGUCUAAUUUUUUUUUAUUAGUAAUGUAUUUUAAUAUUGUGUUUUAAAAAGUGAAACACACACACACUUUUAUUUAACACAUUAUUAAAAUAUAUUACUAAUAAAAAUUUGCCGAGAAUUUAUUCGGACAAAAUUUUUCAAAAAAUUCGCUCAUCUCUAUCCUUAACCUAUAAGAGGGCACGAAAACUUUUUUUUUAGGUAGAUUUAAAUGUCUGCCUUAUGGUUAUUAUUGCAUAUUCACAUUACGUUGUGUAAGUGAGAAAAACAAAACAAUGAAGUCUAACAAUUUGCAUCUUUGUAUGUAUUUAUUACUUGAUGUAAUAAAGCUUAUUUUCACUAA